AUGCCUCGCAGCGCUCGAGAACUGAAUGAGGCUGCCCUCGAUCAGUUCAUCUACAUGCCCGUCAGCUCUCAGAUGAUCAACUAUCUCGCCAUCAAGGCUGCAGACGUCAUUCAAUGCGAAACCCCCGAUGCCCUUUCUGACGACCUACCACCUUCGCCACCUCAAACACCCCCAGAAGAUGGAACCACCACUACGGCUCGUAAGAUCCCUUCCCUAGAGCGAUUCAUCAGCAACUUGGUCCGCAAGUCAAAUGUCCAGGUGCCCACUCUGAUGACCACACUGGUCUACCUCGAGCGGUUAAGGAGGCGGUUACCACCUGUGGCUAAAGGCCUUAAGUGUACUGUCCACCGAAUCUUCCUAGCUGCCCUCAUUCUCUCGGCCAAGUUCCUCAACGACUCCUCGCCAAAGAACAAGCACUGGUCUGAAUACUCGAGUGUACGAGGCUACGAGCCCUUUGGCUUCUCAAGAACCGAAGUCAACCUCAUGGAAAAGCAGCUUCUCUUCCUCUUGGACUGGGAUCUCAACAUCACCGCGGAUGACCUCUACACGCACCUAGAUCCCUUUCUAGCACCAAUCCGAAGUGAUAUUCAGCGACAAGAAGCCAAGGAGAUCAGAAGGAAAGCUAUGAAGGAGCAGAAGCGAUUGGAACACGAAGCAGCCCGCGCUCAACGCGCUGCCGACAACCAAUACUGGACACCUGUGUACGAGGAGAAGCGCGCGAUGCAGUACGAGAACCAAUACUACGAUCCCACUGGAACCCUCAUCAGAGCUGUAUCUACACAAUGUGAUUCUCCGCCAUCAUCAAUUGACGUCCCCGAUCUGUCUCGCAGUGGCACCGCCGACACCUACUCUUCCGCCUCAUCCUCAGCUUCAUCAUACGUCUCCUCCAUCUCAAGGAAUGGCACCCCAGUUUCGAGUAUCAGCAGUUAUCGCGAUGACCUUGAGCCAUCUUGCGACGGUUUACCACGAGCUUACAGCGCCAGCCCUACACACGUGGUCCGAGAUAUCGUUCACGUGCACAUCGCAAAUCAGCACGUGGGAACUGGUAAACAUGGCAUGUUGCCUUACGAGAUCGAACGGGAGUCUCUAGUUGAGGGAAAGCCCGCCAAGAAGGCGCGAAUUGGGAGCAACAUCUUCUCAAGAUUCCUUGGCCAACGAGAACGACAGUAUGCAUAG
Molecule: messenger RNA, 1176 nt
Organism: Venustampulla echinocandica
Lineage: Eukaryota; Fungi; Ascomycota; Leotiomycetes; Helotiales; Pleuroascaceae
Product: Cyclin-like protein
Exons: 1
Coding region: 1-1176 (391 amino acids)
Biological process (GO): regulation of cyclin-dependent protein serine/threonine kinase activity
Cellular component (GO): cyclin-dependent protein kinase holoenzyme complex; nucleus
Molecular function (GO): cyclin-dependent protein serine/threonine kinase regulator activity; protein kinase binding
Source: RefSeq, a predicted model, not a curated record